AGCAAGAGGGGAAAAGAGAGAGCGCGUGAGAGAGAGACAGCAAAGCAGUCCCAGGCUUCCUUGUCUCUCACGUCAGAGGCAGGAACCUACUGUGCUAAGGCUGUUGGCUCAACACGCAGAGACGGAGAAAGGCACAGACACAGAAAACGAGAAAAGAGGGGUCCCCCCUGACCCAAGGAAUUACCACCAGUGGAGUAAAGCCACCUGACUUUUUAAUCUUAUUUUUGUUGCCUCCUCUUUCUCCUUCCACUCUAGCCCUGUCAGCUUGGGUUUCAUUUCUUUCGUGGAGCCUCCUCUCUUCCUCCCAGAAAAGGAGGAAGGGAAGAAAAGGGAGAGAGGUGGGUUCUCUAGGUGAGCGCAUCAGCUGGUUCCAGCCGCACAGACAAGAAUUCUCUUCGCAGGAAGCUCCUCUCGCUCCCCUGCCGCCCACCCUCAGCCGGGUGGACAUAUCAUUGCACCUGCACAGAAGCCAGGCCUCUUGGAGCUAGGGUUGAAGAGCGUGUGGGAAAGAGAAGACAUUGAAGACACGGUCACUAAAGAUUCCCCCAACUCCGUGUUGUGUGCGGCAGGCUGCUCUUGAACCCUGAGCUCUGGCGGAGAGGAUGGGGGUGGACGGGGAAACGGUGGUUCUGAAGAACAUGCUCAUUGGCGUCAACCUUAUCCUCCUGGGCUCCCUGCUCAAGCCCUCCGAGUGUCAGCUGGAGGUCACCACCGAAAGGGUCCAGGGACAGGCGGUGGAGGAGGAAGGAGGGGCGGCCAGCUACAACGCCUCGGGCAAAGAGCAGCCGGUGGUGUUCAACCACGUGUACAACAUCAACGUGCCCCUGGACAGCCUCUGCUCCUCGGGGCUGGAGGCCUCGGCCGAGCAGGACGUGAGCGCCGAAGACGAGGCGCUGGCGCAGUACACGGGCCAGACGUCCGACCGCGACAGCCAGGUCACCUUCACCCACAAGAUCAACCUCCCCAAAAAGGCCUGCCCGUGCGCCGGCUCGGCCCGGGUGCUGCAGGAGCUGCUGAAUCGGAUCGAGAUGCUGGAGAGGGAGGUGUCGCUGCUGCGGGACCAGUGCACCGCCAGCUGCUGCCCAGAAAGCGCCGCCACAGGACAACUGGACUACAUCCCUCACUGUAGUGGCCACGGCAACUUUAGCCUCCAGUCCUGCGGCUGCAUCUGCAAUGAAGGCUGGUUCGGCAAGAACUGCUCCGAGCCCUACUGCCCGCUGGGCUGCUCCAGCCGGGGCGUGUGUGUGGACGGCCAGUGCGUCUGUGACAGCGAGUACAGCGGGGGCGACUGCUCUGAGCUCCGGUGCCCGACAGACUGCAGCUCCCGGGGGCUCUGCGUAGAUGGAGAGUGUGUCUGUGAAGAGCCCUACACAGGCGAGGACUGCAGUGAGCUGAGGUGCCCCGGGGACUGUUCGGGGCAGGGGAGAUGCGCCAAUGGCACCUGCUUCUGCCAGGAGGGCUACAUGGGAGAGGACUGCAGUCAACGGCAGUGUCUGAACGCCUGCAGCGGGCGAGGACACUGCCAGGAGGGGCUUUGCUUCUGUGAAGACGGCUACCUGGGCCCUGACUGUUCGGCAGUUGCCCCUCCAGAGGACUUGCGAGUGGCUGGUAUCAGCGACAGGUCCAUUGAGCUGGAAUGGGACAGGCCGAUGGCAGUGACGGAAUAUGUGAUCUCUUACCAGCCGAUGGCCCUGGGGGGCCUCCAGCUCCAGCAGCGGGUACCUGGAGAUUGGAGUGGUGUCACCAUCACGGAGCUGGAGCCAGGUCUCACCUACAACAUCAGCGUCUACGCUGUCAUUAGCAACAUCCUCAGCCUUCCCAUCACUGCCAAGGUGGCCACCCAUCUCUCCACUCCUCAAGGGCUACACUUCAAGACGAUCACAGAGACUACCGUGGAAGUGCAGUGGGAGCCCUUUUCAUUCUCCUUUGAUGGGUGGGAGAUCAGCUUCAUUCCAAAGAAUAAUGAAGGAGGGGUGAUUGCUCAGCUCCCCAGUGAUGUUACAUCCUUCAAUCAGACAGGACUAAAGCCUGGGGAGGAAUACAUUGUCAAUGUGGUGGCUCUGAAAGAGCAAGCCCGGAGCCCCCCUACCUCGGCCAGCGUCUCUACUGUCAUUGAUGGACCCACACAGAUCCUGGUUCGAGAUGUCUCAGACACUGUGGCCUUCGUGGAGUGGACCCCACCUCGAGCCAAAGUCGAUUUCAUUCUCUUGAAGUACGGCUUGGUGGGUGGGGAAGGUGGGAAGACCACCUUCCGGCUACAGCCUCCCCUGAGUCAAUACUCAGUGCAGGCCCUACGGCCAGGGUCCCGCUAUGAGGUGUGGGUCAGCGCUGUCCGUGGUGCCAACGAGAGCCAGUCCACGACCACCCAGUUCACCACAGAGAUUGAUGCCCCCAAGAACCUGAGAGUGGGCUCCCACACGGCAACCAGCCUUGACCUCGAGUGGGACAACAGCGAAGCAGAGGUCCAGGAGUACAAAGUUGUGUAUAGCACCCUGGCGGGUGAGCAGUACCAUGAGCUGCUGGUCCCCAAGAGCAUGGGUCCCACCACCCGAGCCACACUCACAGAUCUGGUGCCUGGCACGGAGUAUGGAGUUGGAAUAUCUGCUGUCAUGAACUCACAGCAAAGUGUGCCAGCCACCAUGAAUGCCAGGACUGAACUUGACAGUCCCCGGGACCUCAUGGUGACUGCCUCCUCGGAAACCUCCAUCUCCCUCAUCUGGACCAAGGCCAGUGGCCCCAUUGAUCACUACCGAAUUACCUUUACCCCAUCCUCCGGGAUCGCCUCAGAAGUCACUGUGCCCAAGGACAGGACCUCAUACACACUGACAGAUCUGGAGCCUGGAGCAGAAUACAUCAUUUCAAUCACUGCUGAGAGGGGUCGGCAGCAAAGCUUCGAGUCCACUGUGGAUGCCUUCACAGGCUUCCGCCCCAUCUCCCAUUUGCACUUUUCUCAUGUGACCUCCUCCAGUGUAAACAUAACCUGGAGUGACCCAUCCCCUCCAGCAGACAGACUCAUUCUGAACUACAGCCCUCGCGAUGAAGAGGAAGAGAUGACAGAGGUCUCUCUGGAUGCUACCAAGAGGCAUACUGUCCUGAUGGGUCUGCAGCCAGCUACUGAGUACAUUGUGAACCUGGUAGCAGUCCACGGAACAGUGACCUCUGAGCCCAUCGUGGGCUCCAUCACCACAGGAAUUGAUCCUCCCAAAGACAUCACAAUUAGCAAUGUGACGAAGGACUCAGUUAUGGUCUCCUGGAGCCCUCCUGUUGCACCUUUUGAUUACUACCGAGUAUCAUAUCGGCCAACACAAGUUGGACGACUGGAUAGUUCAGUGGUGCCCAACACAGUGACGGAAUUCACCAUCACCAAACUGUAUCCAGCCACUGAGUAUGAAAUCAGUCUCAACAGUGUGCGGGGCAGGGAGGAGAGUGAGCGCAUCUGUACCCUCAUUCACACAGCCAUGGACAACCCUGUGGAUCUGACUGCUACCAACAUUACUCCAACAGAAGCCCUGCUGCAAUGGAAGGCACCAGUGGGUGAAGUGGAGAACUAUGUCAUUAUUCUCACACACUUUGCAGUUGCUGGGGAGACCAUCCUGGUUGAUGGAGGCAGUGAGGAAUUCCAGCUUGUUGGCCUGCUUCCUAGCACCCACUAUACUGUCAGCAUGUAUGCCGCCAGUGGGCCUCUCACCAGUGGUACCAUCAGCACCAACUUCUCUACCCUCCUGGACCCUCCUGCAAACCUGACAGCCAGUGAAGUCACCAGACAAAGUGCCCUGAUCUCCUGGCAGCCUCCCAGAGCAGAGAUUGAAAACUACAUCUUAACUUACAAAUCCACUGAUGGAAGCCGCAAGGAGCUGAUUGUGGAUGCAGAGGACACGUGGAUCCGAUUGGAGGGCCUGUCUGAGAGCACAGAUUACACAGUGCUCCUGCAGGCAGCGCAGGACACCGCCCGGAGCAGCCUCACCUCUGCCACCUUCACCACAGGGGGCCGAGUGUUUCCUCAUCCUCAAGACUGUGCCCAGCAUUUGAUGAAUGGAGACACUCUGAGUGGGGUUUACACCAUUUUUCUCAAUGGAGAGCUAAGCCGGAAGUUACAGGUGUACUGCGACAUGACCACGGAUGGGGGUGGAUGGAUUGUGUUCCAGAGACGACAGAAUGGCCAAACUGACUUUUUCCGGAAAUGGGCUGAGUACCGUGUUGGCUUCGGGAACCUGGAGGAUGAGUUUUGGCUGGGGCUGGACAACAUACACAGGAUCACAUCCCAGGGCCGCUACGAGCUGCGCGUGGACAUGCGGGACGGCCAGGAGGCUGCCUUCGCCUACUACGACAAGUUCUCCGUGGAGGAUGCUAGAAGCCUGUACAAGCUGCGUCUAGGAGGCUACAAUGGCACUGCAGGGGACUCUCUCAGCUAUCAUCAGGGGCGCCCUUUCUCCACAGAGGACAGAGACAAUGAUGUUGCUGUUACCAACUGCGCCAUGUCUUACAAGGGGGCCUGGUGGUACAAGAACUGCCACCGGACCAACCUCAAUGGGAAAUAUGGAGAGUCCAGGCACAGUCAGGGGAUCAACUGGUACCACUGGAAAGGCCACGAGUUCUCCAUCCCUUUCGUGGAGAUGAAGAUGCGCCCCUAUAACCACCGUCUCCCAGCGGGGCGGAAACGGCGGUCCUUGCAGUUCUGAGCAGCGGUGGCCCUGGGCCGACUGACCCUUUCUGUCAUUUGUUUGUAUUUUAUAAUAUGAGACAAGGGGUGGGGGGUAAGAGUACUGUGCUUUGCAACAUUUGAAGGGCGUUCAAGGAAGCAGGACAUAGCUGCUUGCGGUUUCUGCUGUCCCGGGCCUGGGCCUCGGUCUCCACGCUCCCUCCCACCCAGUCAUCCCUAACCUUUGCCUCCCUUCCCACUAAGGAGGGAAAGUCGGAAACAUUUUAAAGAGACCCAUGGAAAGGCAGGUCCCAGAAUCAGAUUGCUAUGGCAACAGGCCUUCUUUUCCUGCCCUCCUAGGAGUUGCCUGGCAUUCCAGGUAUCCGUGCUCAGGUUACCGCCUUGGAUGGUCAGAUUCUCACAGCAGCCCCUGGGAGAAGCCUUGGGAAGAGAGCUCUGCCAUCCACACCCCUUGAGAGGAAGCAGAUGAACCUCACCCCAUCCCAACAACCCAAGUCCUUUUCAAUGGGCCAAAGAUUCUCAUUGCCUGACACUCUUACCAGCGAAGUGUCCUAUUACCUUUUAAGAGCAGUUCGCCUCCUUCCCCAUCCCAAGCAAUUCUGUGCCUAUGUCCAUCUUACCCUUAGACCCCCAUGGUCCCACAAGCCCAAGGCAUUGUCCACACCUGGCCCCAGGCUCCACAGUGGCCGUGUCCCUGAGGGUCCUAAGUCCUUGCUCCCUCUCUUGGGUCAAACGGAAGAACUUCCUUUUGUGGGCGAAAGGGUCUCGGAGAUGGUGGCAGUUUUCACCCUUUGGGGUCAGACAUUGAGGAAAGGACAAUAGUAGAAAUCAGGGCAUCUGCCAUUUGAGAUUAUGGUCCCAUGGGAAACAGAGAUCUUACCUGGCUCUAUUUUCAUGUUUCUAGUCCUAUCUGUCAUGGAUUUUCUUUUCUUUUCUUAUUUCUGAAUUGCAAACAGAAGGCCUCAUUUCUGUCUUCAGCCAGGCUCUCCUUAAUGUGGGUGGCUUAUUAAGAGUCAGAAGAAGUUAUGUGAUCAGCCAGCCAUUCCUUUGACUGACAAUUCCUGGAAAGAGGUGAAAUUCAUGGGGAGUUGUUUUUGUUUUUUGCUCCUUUUUUUUUUUUUUUUUUGGUCCUGUGGGAAAUAGGAAUGACCUCUCUAAUGAGUUGGCAUCAUGAGAAGCCUUUCUCCAUCUUCUUUUAUUAUUCUGCCUCUGAGAGGAAAAAUGAAAAGUGCCAGAGGAAAUUACAUCUGGAAAUCCAAAGGUGAACAGGGGACGACUGUGGGCCUACCUCCCAUUUUAUGAGAUGUGCUCUCUUCACUACCAUGAUUUGAUUUUUAAGCCCAAGAGAGCUGGAGGCUCUAGAAACCAUGACCCUUUGACUUCUCCAAAUCAAAUGUCAGGUGCAGCCAUCCCUGCAGCCUCUACCGAAAUCCAUAGCCAGCUCCCCAGUUGCCCUCCCCUUUCCCCUCCUCAUGGUCCUGCAGGUCCCACUUUUGUUUUCUGUAAUCCCCGUGGUUAGCCAAACUAGGGCAUCGUGUUCCUUUCCCAACCAGUUGCUGGAAAAGCCUGAGAGCUAGCAAUUUCCUAAUGGAAAUAGCUGCACUCUAACAUGAUUCUGAUCCCCAAGAAAAGAUAGUCCCUUGGGCUGCUGAUCACACUUUAUGCUUACAAACCCCGGGGCUGGGACGUGGAGGCCACAUAGACACUUCCUCAGGUUAGCUUGGGCUUCAAAAGAAACCCAAACCCCUUGUCCUACUAGAAGGAGGACAAGGAAGAAAGAGAAACAGUCCUUUCAAGAAAUGUGUAAACUGAGAGAUUGAGCUAGAGAAUGGAACACACCAGUGAUUACUAGGAAAGGAAGCAAGGGCUAAGGUAUAGGCCCCUCCUCUACCAUGUCAUUGGCUCUGUGACAUCAUUGUUUUCUCACUCUGUGUGGGACUCAGUUCCCCCUCCCCCAGGGGGUUGAAUGAAAGUUUAGACUAGACUGGCCACCAACUUCCUUUUCAGUUUUGAUGGUCAGUAGUGCAAGUUUCCGACCUGAAAAUCUAAUUAGAAAUUGGCAUUGAUGAGAGAGUGCUAAUUAAGUAAUGAAAAUUCACCAGGAGCCCUGCUUUUUUUAGGGAAAGAGAGACGGAAGGAAGGAGGGAAGGACGGAGGAAGGAAGGCUGAGAUCAUAAAUAAAACACACACACACACACACACACACAGAGGAAAAAAACAUUGCAGAAAAGGUAAUGUCACGUAAGAGGCUGAGUUGAUUUUGCCCAUAAAAGCAGAUUCCAGGGGCCUGGGUGGUGUCAGGACAGCCUACCUCAUCAAGGCAACUGACACACAAAAAAAGAUUAUGAGUCCUUAUGUGGUCAAUUCAGGUGAAAGCUAGGAAGUAUCAGAGGAAACCAAAACCCACCUUCCUUUCAUUACAACCAUUUUACCCUAUGGAACAUUUUUAUAAAUAGUAUCAGCAGCAUUGCCUGAAUUCAUUUCAAAAACUUUUAAAGCAAGAAAAAGACUUCAAAGAUUAGCUCACCCAACCUCCUAUAAAAGGAUGUAUAUAUUGCUUUUAUUAAAUUGAGUGAUUUUCUCACGAGUUUUCUCCAUCUUCAAGAGGCACUGUGCCCCGUUCUCUCCUCAAGAUCCAUGAUCAACUAAACUCAAAGCUUUUUAAUUUUACUCACUGAUUCCUGCUUAUUUUGUUCCUCCAAAUUUAUAUUCUUCCCAAGGGUGGAUCCAGUAAACAUACUCACAAAGCACUGACCUACACACACCACUUUCUCUUGCGGGACUGACAGGGCAAGAAGUGGACCCUGCCUAGAGGCAAUUUAACUGUGGGAUUAGGAUUUAAUCCCAAUCCUAAUCACAGGUGUUUACAAACAAAACCUCCCAAGAACUGCAACAGAUCCACUACCUAGAUCCAAGAUCCAGAUAGUUUUCCCUUUUCUCAUUUCGCCAUUAGAUAAAGAUAGUUCCCAAGAGAGUAACUCACAUUCUCCAGGGUUCUUUCUGGACGGUGGGGGAGGGAGAUGGAGACAACAAAUCUGUUGGCCUUGUAGACUGGAUUUAAAUGGAGGGAGAGACUUGCUAGGUGUGGCCACAAGGUGGCGAUCACCCCCCCACCUCCCCCCACCCCAAGUGAAACCUGGUGGGGAUUGAGGACUGCAAGCCCCUCAGGGGGUUCCAGGAGAACUCACACCAAAACAAGUUUCAGGAAAACCAACCAACAGAUUUCCACAGGAGGUUGAACUGUAAAAGAAGAACAAUAAAAAUGGCAGCGAAGAAAUGCAGAGCCAAUUUCCAUGAAUAGUUAAAUCCACCCUACCCGUCUCCCCUGGGCUGCUCCAGAAGUGCUAAGACCCCUCCCACCCGCUUCCCUGGAAACCAACCAGCAACCCUCACAUGGAAAACUGUUAUUUCAAAGACAAACCUGAAGAACCAAGGUUGCCAAUGAGCUCAAUGCCAAACCAAACAACUCUAAUCACAUUUAUAGUUUUAAAAUCCAGUCCCAGAACAGAGCUGUAGAUUAAGGAACACUAGGUCAUUAUGGAAUUUUUUCAAAGAGCUCUUUUAAAAGCAUCAGUUGAGAAACGAUUUAUGAGCUCCUCUUUGUCCCUUCCUCUGGAAAGAAAGUGGAACCUGUGAGCAGUAGAUGCCCCAAGCUGGGGAGGCUGAAAUAGACCAGCCCAUGAUCUGGACUUGCAAGUAUUCCUGGGGCAUGAAAACAUUUUUUCUUCCUUUUUCUUUUCUUUUUUUCUUUUUUUCUUUUUUUUUCUUUCUUUCUUUCUUUCUUUCUUUCUUUCUUUCUUUCUUUCUUUCUUUCUUUCUUUCUUUCUUUCUUUCUUUCUUUCUUUCUUUCUUUCUUUCUUUCUUUCUUUCUUCUUUCUUUCUUUCUUAACUUUAUCCUCUACCCAGAAUUUCAAGAAAGGAAGAACCACUUUCUUACUCAGGAUAUGUGCUUGCUUUCGAUCACCUGACUCCUACGAUUCUAUCUCAUUCCUACUUCCGUUUCUUUCCCUCCAAAGGGCACACUCCCCUUGUAUCUCACUGUCUAUUCCUAAAACUUUGAAAAGGAAAGAUUCACAUGUCAGUUUAGUUCCAAUGAUCCCACAGAAGAUGGAAUAAUUUGUUCAUUUGCUUCAAACUUGCCAAGGCCUUGGGACCUCAGACGCCUGAGGGGGAGGAGUGAUCUGUGUAGUUUGGGAGUCUGCCUCUUAUACAAAGCUCCAGAUGCCAAGAGCAGACUCAGCCCCACCCAGCCUCUCUGGGUGGCCCGUCUUUCUCUAGAUAACGAUAACAGAAAGGAUCCACGCUCGGGAAAGGUGAGACACCAGGCUGGCUUCUGCGUGACGCCUGUAGCCUCUCUCUGGCUUUAUCUCCAGGCCCUUUGGCCACAUUCCUGAACAUCGUUGACUAAAUGCUCCCCCAUACUUUUGUUUCUUCUGUAACCCCACCCCACACAAAUGUGACUGAGUUUCCCUCAACUGUACUCCAGCAUUUUGGAGACCCACCAGGCCAAAUGAGAAUUCACGGACUGAAGGAGACCUCCAAAAGUAAAUAGGGGGAAAAGCCCUAGGAUAUUUGAAGUGGGUGUGUUGUAGAUUCAGGUCCCCCUUGAAAGAAUGGCUCUGGUUCAUCCUAAUUGUAGCCACAUUAGAUUUGCUUAUGUCCAUUCUGUGUUCUUCAAGCUUUGAGAAAUAGGGAAGAAGAAAACAUAAAACAUAAAAUAAAAUAGCAAAAUAAGAGAAGCUGACAGAUGAUUGGAGAUUGAAAGCAAGCCUUCCACUGAUGGCCCACAGCAGAGGUACAGAGAGCGAGGGUGAGGCAAGAGGCGCUGGUCUAGGGACCUGCAUUAGUUCCUUGAGUUCUGGUCUCACUGCCCCCCUGAGCUCCUGUCACUUCACACACCUGACCUGAGGAGAAACUAAGGUACCAGAGGCCUGUCACCGCAGAAAACGAGAAGCAGAAGAGCUUCCUGUGCUUGCUUAACUGGUUGAGCCCAGACCUCACUUUUCCUUCAUGGCACUCACAAGCCUGAUUUGUCAUCUCCAGCAUUUCUGAUUAAUUUUUCAAGGUCACCCCUUGCCUGAACCAUGACUUCAUUGCACCUGCAGCACUUCAUUGUCCAAGUGUCCUUGGCAAACCUCAGUCUUUGGACAGUGUUGCAUUUUCUCCAAACCGGAAAUCCUCCCUCCUUCCCAAGCUUAACAAGGCAAUUGCAGAGUAUCCAAAUAACACAGCUCUUGUUCCUCAGACGAGCUCUGCGCUCUCUGUUAACUUGACAAAACAGCUCCUCCUUGUCCACUCUGAGCCUGGACUGAUGCUGAAUCUCCAGUUCAGAAACAUUUAAUGCCUUUCUGUCUCCCUGAAUUGACCCUUCCGGGUACUGACAUUGGCUCAUUGGCACCAUGAGCUUAUGGGAGGCAGAGCAAGAUCCCAGGAGGCCUGGAAUACCUAAGCCACAGAGAGGGUUUGGGCCCAGAUGUGUGGCCAGAAGGCAAGUACAUGGAUGAGAACUAUUGUUUUCUUCCCAUCACUGGUUUAAAAGCCCCAAGGACACCCUGUGUUGCUCUCUAACAUCCUGCCAUUGGACGCGAAUGUAUUCAAGGCUGCCUCCAAAAGACAAAUAUUGGGAACAUACCUUCAGAGCUGGAGGGGACUGGGGAUCAUCUAACCUGACCCUCUCAUUUCAGACUUCAGAGAAAAGAUGCCCAGAAGAGUUAGGCAACUUGCCCAAGUUCACACAGCUAAUUAGUAACAGAGCUGAGGUCAGAUCUGGCAUAGGCCUUUUAAUAUUUCUCUUCCCAGAUGAAGACUAAGAGAAAUGGUAUUUACUGCAGUCCAACUACUUUCCAGAUACUGUGCUAGGAACUUCACACGUAUUGCUUCAUUAAAUCCUCACCACAACCCUGAUUCAAGUUUAACCAUUUUACAGAUAAGGAAAUGGAGAUACAGAAAGGUUUAGUGACAUGCCCAAAGUCACACAGGUGCUAAGGAGAGCCAUAAUCGGAAUCUCUCUGCCUAAUUCUAAAUCCCUUGCUUUUGCCUUUUCGGGAGGCUGCUGCCCUUUCUGCUUGUUUAGUCAAGUGGCCGCCAUCUUGGAUUUACUAAUGUUUGCACAAAGGGACUUCUGAUGCCACUUCCCUCUAUCUUUUAAGAAAAGGGAGUUCUUGUGUUUUUUGCCGCAUACGCCAGGAGACCUUCCACUUCACCAUCAAAAGUAAGAAAUAUCCAGACAGCUCUUUCCUUUUCCUUGUCUUUUUUCCUUUUCUUUCUUUCUUUUUCUUUCUUUCUUUUCUUUCUUUCUUUCUUCUUUUUCUUUCUUUCUUUCUUUCUUUUUCUUUCUUUCUUUCUUCUCUUUCUUUCUUUCUUUCUUUCUUUCUUUCUUUCUUUCUUUCUUUCUUUUGUUUCUAAUUGGGAAGGUAAGAAAAAGUUCUACAGCAAAUUGGUAGCAGUUUAAAAAGACCAGGACACAAACACUAUGUCCCCAACCCUACUCCUUUGGGAAUAUAGUGGCCUCUUCCUCAUCCAACAUUAGAAGAGUAGGGAAUUCCAGAGUCAUUCUUCUCAAACUAGGUAGACAAGGUUGACAAGACUGGAGAGAAUAAACAUGACACAUGUUCCUGGAGCACCAAUUUUAUUUCAGAAUUUAAGAGGAAAGGAGUUAUAUUAUUAAUAUUUUGAAACCAAUACAGACGGUAUCAAACAUAGAAAUCCUAUGAAUUUUUAGGCUAAAACCAGCAGGCUACAGACUAAUUGGGCUUUUUCCUCCCAGACUUUCAUGGAUACCAUGAGAGUGUCCCUGUAGGGGUACAUCAGUGGGAAAAUUGGGGAAUGAGGCUAGACAAAGGCAGGAGACUAAUGUUACUUAUUCUCCUCUUCUGACCCACUCCCACCUCCUCAGUGGGGAUGUGCGUGUGUUGGAGGUAGGUGGUCUCAGAGGAUAGCUAGGCACAAUCUCAGCUCUCUUGGCUGCACUGAGGAAUUAAGAAGGAAAUUUGUACUGGGUAAAUGAUAUUUUUGUCUGUCAGGCCCAAAAUCCAGAAAUGAAUCCCUUCCUCUUAACUGAAUGCCACUUAUCCAUAAAGGAAUAGAUUUCCCCAAGAAAGAACUCUGCAUUUCAUGGUCCUCUUCCAUGUGGAGGCUGCUGAGGGUGCUGACAUGACUCUGUGUUAGAUUCCAUAAAAGCCAAGUUUUCUACAAAACUGUCAGCCAAGUAAGAGCCCCCCUACUGAACCCCGUUUCCCCACCCAUGCCCUCUAGACUCACACCACAGUCCCACAGACUCAGAGUUCAGAAUCCAGAUGGGUUACUGUUAACACCAGUCUCCUCCUUCCCAUCCUGCACACACACAGGCAUCCAGCCAUCCUGACCUCGGAUGCGCCCCAGGUCCAUAGGAACUCCUAGGUACCCUGGGCAAGUCGCUGUGACUUCGAGGAAGCUGUUACAUUGGGCCCAGGCAGCUGAAACCCACCUCGGUGGUCUCUAGAUUGUUGUUCUCAGAACCCAUAAACACUGAAUCCUCCAGUCCCCCUGAAUUUGAGUUUGUCAUUUUAACCUUUAACGGCCUUUUCAGGUAAAAAAAAAUAUAUAUAAAUAACACCGACCAAUUUACUGCCUUUGUAGUUACAUUGUGCUGGGGAAAAGCAUUUACUUAAAAGAAAGACUAGAAGGAAGGCAAAAACAAAAACAAGAAGAAAAUGGAGUACACACUCCUGAGACGAUGUACACUGUACUAGACUGGAAUAAAAGUAUCAACAGAGGACGGGAGGGGGGAAGCCAACCUCCUGGCUCCUUUCAUGGCACUGUAGCUCAAAGACCGGAAUCUCCGCUUGUUAACCAUUGUUAACCAGUAUUUUUAGUCCUGAUUGCUUUUAGCUUCUGUAUAGUUCCUUUUUUAAACACAUUUUCUAUACGUCAAUAAAAGAUCCAGAAGGAA
Messenger RNA from Canis lupus familiaris (dog), 12590 nucleotides. It is a transcript of the gene TNR, whose product is annotated as tenascin R. Gene Ontology annotation, molecular function: protein binding. Lineage: Eukaryota; Metazoa; Chordata; Mammalia; Carnivora; Canidae. The record is from RefSeq and is a predicted model, not a curated record.